This is a messenger RNA of Tripterygium wilfordii, 1686 nucleotides long. RefSeq lists its product as uncharacterized. The record is from RefSeq and is a predicted model, not a curated record. The transcript is spliced from 2 exons. Lineage: Eukaryota; Viridiplantae; Streptophyta; Magnoliopsida; Celastrales; Celastraceae. Bases 640 to 1275 code for a protein of 211 amino acids.
UGCGCCACUGCCUUGCAAAGAACGGAGACAUUCCGCCGGUGAGAUUCCUUUCAUCUCUGUAUUGUUUUCACUUAUCGAAUCUUUCAUUCUAUGUUUCAUUCGUCGAUUCCUGGUUCACUCUCUUUUGAUUGAACCAAGCACGAUAUGGUUUAUGGGUUUCUUGGUUUCUUGUGUUAAUCGAUUUGUGCGAACGUUCCAUAUUUUGCUCUUGAUUUCAUUUUACUUAUCUCAAAAUGGUUUCUGGGUUUCUUGAUUUCAUUGUUCUUAUGUCGAAACUGGGUUAUGGGUAUAUUGCACAUUAGGGAGAUCCGAUUUUGAAAUUGGUUUUACGAGAUGCAUUCGAGUUAGAGUUAUGUUUAUUGCAAACAAUUAACAAGAUGGUUCAAACCUGAUUGGGUAUCCAUUGGUUCUGCCUUUCUGAGUUUCUUACAUAGCUGUUACGGCCCCAUUGUCUCUGAUAUUGGAUUAUUGAGAUUUCAUCUGAGUUUGUUGCAUAUAUGUUAUUCACUUGAUUGUUAUACAGUUGCUAUAGUAAUGAGAUUUUUUUCAUGGUUAAUUUAUACAUAUUGAACAUGGAUUGAAAUUAGAUUUUGAUUAGUGUUACAAAUGUUUAUUUAGAUAUAUUAGUUAAGUUGAAAGAUGAGUAGGAAGGGCAAGGAUAUUGUAGUUGAUGCUGGGGAUGCAAAGUUUAAAUGGGAUAAUAAGAAUAUGAAACUGUUUCUUGACAUGCUUACUGUGUGGAAGAAAAAAAAUGUUGGGUUGCUUAAGUGGGAGCCAAUUUCUGAAGAAUUUAAGAAAGUCAGUGGCUUCACUUGCACACCCUUGAAGUUGAAGACAAAACACGACAAUAUGAAACAAAAUUGGCAGCUGUUCAAUAGGCUAAAGAAUUCAGAGACUGGAUUGAGAUUCAAUGAUGAGACAGGGAAGGUAGAGGCUUCUGAUGAAUGGUGGGAUGCAAGGAUUAAGGAGAAUAUAAACUUAAAAAAAUUUCACUCAACUGGAUUACCUUUGCGUGAGGAACAGAAUAAGCUUUGGGGUGGUGCCACUGCCACUGGUGAUGAGUGCAUCUCUCCUGCCAUAGCUGAUGUUGAUGACAACAACACUCCACAGCCUGUUCAGAUUGAUUUGGAGCAUGGACCAGAUGAUUUUUCAAUAGGGUCCUCUCCGGUGAAGACCACAACAGUAAAUAAGCCAUCUGGUUCUACUUCCAGAACCCGCAAGAGGAAGAAUAAACCCGUUGAAGAUGUGAUUAACCCUGAGUUUAAGGCAUUGUGAUUGGAUUUGAAGACCACUAGCACAGAACAGCGUGAGUAUUUUGCUAGCAAGAAGGUGUAUUAUGACAAGAUGACUAUGGAGCUUGAUGAUGUGAACACUUAUGAUCAAUGUGUGAAGGCGUUGGGUGAGCUGCAUAUCCAGGAGUCUUAUGCAGAUAUAUACUAUUUUGAUGUUGAGUUGUUUGCUUCUCGUGUCCAUAGGAAUUUAUUUCUAGCUCUUCCACAUGAAUCGCGUUUUGGAUACAUUGAGAGGCUUUACAACAAGAAUGGUGGAUUUGCUCCAAGUGGCUAGUGUGUCAAAAGUCCUAUUAAUUUGUGUACUAUUUUUAUUUUAAAUUGAACCCAUAUGCAUUAGUAAUUGUAGUGAUUAUCUGAACCUAUUUAUCAUUAUGUGUACUCUGAGUUAUGUGAA